UACCAUCAGACCCGAGUUCGGUUGGACGACGCAACUGCCCCGCGUUUACCCCGACAGCUUCCUCCAACAGCCCCCUUCCGAUUACUCGCAGCGAUCUACCUGAUCAAAGACGGGAGUGUGGUCAACAAACCGCAAAACCUAUCACUCCAGCACACUCGGAACAGCCAAUACAACAGCAAAUAGAAACCGACCUCCAAGAUUACCACCCAAAAUGUCCACCGCCGAUCCCCCGACCACAGCUCCGGCCUUCAUCCCGCUCGAAGCCAACCCGGAGCUCCUGACCUCCCUCCUGCACCAACUAGGCCUCUCACCAGCGCUCUCCAUCCACGACGUCUACUCGCUCACCGACUCUGCCCUCCUCGCCUUCAUCCCGCGUCCGGCUUUGGCGCUCCUCCUCGUCUUCCCUGUCAGCGCCGCCUACGAGUCGCACCGCCUGGCCGAGGAUGCGCUGCAGCCCGAGUACGCCGGCAAGGGCGAGGCCGAGCCCGUCGUGUGGUACCGCCAGACGAUCCGCAACGCGUGCGGGCUGAUUGGGCUGCUGCACGCGGCGAGCAACGGGGAGGCGAGGGGUUUCGUGCAGGAGGGGAGCGAGCUGGACAGGCUUAUGCGCGAGGCGCUGCCGUUGGCGCCGGCCGAAAGGGCACGGUUGCUAGAGCGGGACGAGGCGCUUGCCACGGCGCAUAGGGGGGUGGCGGAACAGGGGGAUACGACGGCGCCGGAUGCAAGGGAUGAUGUGGAUUUGCACUAUGUGUGUUUUGUGAAAGGGGCGGAUGGCGGGUUGUGGGAGUUGGAUGGGCGGCGGAAAGGGCCACUGAGGAGGGGGGAUUUGGACGCGGCUGAAGAUGUGCUGAGCGAGAAGGCGUUGGCACUGGGGCCGCUCAAGUUCCUGGAGAGGGAGGCGGCGGAUUUGAGGUUCAGCUGCGUUGCGCUGGCAGGGAGCUUGGAUUGAGUGUGGCGAUAAUGGGAACAUGGUGGUGGCACUCUGGAACGUGUUCAGGCAAUCCGCGUAAUGCACAGUGUCGGACCGCUCGAUACUUGUUCCGGCCCCCUUAUCCAAGCCAUCUACACAAGGUAGCCAUAUCACCGGGUAUCAAGUCCGUGUAUCCGUCCCCCGCCAUGG
Messenger RNA from Parathielavia appendiculata, 1120 nucleotides. RefSeq names its product cysteine proteinase. Gene Ontology annotation, biological process: protein deubiquitination; ubiquitin-dependent protein catabolic process. The transcript is spliced from 2 exons. The coding region runs from base 212 to 949 and encodes 245 amino acids. NCBI's taxonomy places the organism in Eukaryota, Fungi, Ascomycota, Sordariomycetes, Sordariales, Chaetomiaceae. Gene Ontology annotation, cellular component: cytoplasm. The record is from RefSeq and is a predicted model, not a curated record. Gene Ontology annotation, molecular function: cysteine-type deubiquitinase activity.